Molecule: messenger RNA, 556 nt
Organism: Macrosteles quadrilineatus (aster leafhopper)
Lineage: Eukaryota; Metazoa; Arthropoda; Insecta; Hemiptera; Cicadellidae
Product: dolichol-phosphate mannosyltransferase subunit 3-like
Exons: 3
Coding region: 209-511 (100 amino acids)
Biological process (GO): GPI anchor biosynthetic process
Cellular component (GO): dolichol-phosphate-mannose synthase complex; endoplasmic reticulum membrane
Source: RefSeq, a predicted model, not a curated record
AUGUCUAUCUAUUUUAUGCCCAUAAAAGUUUGUUGUUGUUGUUAUGGUUAUGUGCUCUGCUCCUCUGUAGCUUAAGAUAAGUCGAGUGAAGAUUAACGUUUUAACGUUAGCUGAUGAGGUUUUGUUUUUGCACUUUGACCUUGGAAGAUAUUAAAGAUAUUACUGUCUAUCGCCUUGCUGUUUUAUUGUUACUGUAGGUUCAUUAAAAAUGACCAAGUUAUUGGAGUGGUUAUUUGGAGGUUGUUUGUUUUUAGGAUUUUGGGCAACACUUGUGACAAAUGUUUUCGAUUCCACAUUUAUCAAUGAAUGGAUGCACUUCAUCGUUGCCCUACCAGUGCUACUAGCCGGAGUAUUUGGGAUAUAUGCAGCUUCUGUUGUUUUAUGGCGAGUCUACACUUUUAAUGAUUGUGAUGAUGCAGCAAAAGAAUUACAAAAGCAAAUAAUUGAGGCUAAAGAAGACUUGAGAAGAAGAGGUUUUGUUUUUGAAGUGACCGACAAGAAGACUGAUUGAUUUUUGUAAAUUUCACUCUUAUAUUAAAUAUUUAUUUUGUAAAAA